AUGCAACCAUUGGAGGCUGAGGUCCAGGAGAUCACAUGGCGAUUGUUUGAAACUUUGUUUUUGAACAAUUACUUCCCUAGGGAGGUUAGGGAAAGGAAGUAUAAUGACUACAAUGACUUGAAGCAAGGGUCGAUCACAAUGGACCAAUAUUUCGCCAAGUUCAAUGAAUUGGUGAAGUAUGCUAACUAUGGGAGAGCCUUACCUAAUCCGGCCGAGAUGACCUCCAAAUUUCAAUGGGGUCUGAAUGAGAAGAUGUCUCGAAAAAUGUCCAACUGUGAUAUUAUAGACCUCAACAAGUUUGUAAAUCAAUGUAGGAAGGUGGAAAAAGUGUAUAGUGUUCCUAAGAUCAAGAAGUCUUAUGAGGCACAAGCGUUUGGUGCUAGUGGAGCAACUGACUCUACUUCAGAAAAGAAUAAGAAAAAGGAUGACAAGAAUGAAAAGAAGAAAUUACAAGCGAGACAAUCAGAUGAAAAGUUUAAGGGAAGCGGGAGUCGAUAG
Messenger RNA from Gastrolobium bilobum, 498 nucleotides. RefSeq lists its product as uncharacterized. Bases 1 to 498 code for a protein of 165 amino acids. Lineage: Eukaryota; Viridiplantae; Streptophyta; Magnoliopsida; Fabales; Fabaceae. The record is from RefSeq and is a predicted model, not a curated record. The transcript has a single exon.